GGCCGCCUGCCAGCCAGCCAGCGAGCGGAGGAUCUAACGGAGCGGAUCCCCGGGCAGAGGGAGCGGGCGCUGCGCUGCGCCUCCGCCCCCGCCCAAUUUCAGCCCUGCAAUCCGUUUCUGACAAUCCGCCCAAUUCCAGCCGCUGACUAGCGCCGCCGGGCAUCCUUGCCGCCAACUCCAGGCCAGUAUUAAACGCUGACAAUUCGCCCAAAAUUCAGCCCGGAAUCGGUCUGUCAAAUUCCGCCCACCCUCCCCCGAGUCUUGAGCCCGGAAUCGGCGCAGCCGAGCCGCCCACGACCCCCUCCCUCAGCUCGGAGUCUGCAUCCGUUGAAAAUGGUGUCCCAACUUGGGACGAAGUCCACCUCGGGCCGGAACGCUGCAGAAAGUCAUCGCCAGGACACGGCGCAGCUGCUGAUAUUCAACUUUUUGCUGAUUCUCACCAUCUUAACCAUUUUCCUGUUCAAGCACCGGAGAGUCCGUUUUCUGCAUGAGACUGGAGGGUCAAUGUUUUACGGCCUGAUAAUGGGACUGAUCCUCCGCUAUACCACACCGUCCUCUGAUCCCGAAAACAGCAUUGUGCAUAAUUGUGCGGAUGUGACCAAUAGUCCUGGUGUUUUGCUACUCAACAUUACAGACCAGUUGUAUGAAUACACAUACAAGCGGGAGAUCGCCAAGCACAAUCUGAACAGCCGGCAGGGAAGUGAGAUACUUCGGAAGGUGACGUUUGAUUCAGAAAUUUUCUUCAAUGUCCUCUUGCCUCCAAUAAUAUUUUACGCUGGGUACAGUCUGAAGAAGAGACAAUUCUUCCGCAAUUUGGGCACAAUUCUCACCUAUGCUUUUAUAGGCACUGCCAUCUCCUGUAUUGUGAUUGGGGGCAUCAUGUAUGGCUUUGUCCUGGGGAUGACCCAGCUGGGACAACUGGACAAGCUGGACUUCUAUUUCACCGACUGCCUAUUCUUUGGAGCUCUGAUUUCAGCCACUGACCCAGUGACUGUUCUGGCCAUUUUCCACGAGCUCGAUGUGGAUCCACAGCUCUAUACGCUGCUCUUUGGGGAGAGUGUUCUCAAUGAUGCUGUCGCCAUAGUCCUGACGUACUCCAUAUCCAUCUACAGCCCAAAGGACAACCCCCACAUGUUUGACGCUAUUGCUUUCUUUACAUCUGUUGGGAACUUUGCCUGGAUCUUUGCUGGUUCAUUUGCCAUGGGCUCAGCAUUUGGUAUUGUCACGGCUUUGUUAACCAAAUUCACCAAACUCUGUGAGUUCCCUAUGCUGGAGACUGGGAUUUUCUUCUUGUUGUCCUGGAGUGCGUUCCUCUCUGCUGAGGCAAGUGGCCUGACAGGAAUUGUUGCUGUUCUCUUCUGUGGAAUUACUCAAGCUCAUUACACUUACAAUAAUCUUUCUGAUGAAGCAAAGAUGAGGACGAAGCAGCUUUUUGAAUUCAUGAAUUUCAUGGCUGAGAACUUCAUCUUCUGUUACAUGGGAGUUGCCCUAUUCACCUAUCAGAACCACAUCUUCAAUGCCCUCUUCAUAUUUGGAGCCUUUGUCGCUAUUUUUGUGGCUCGCGCUUGUAAUAUAUACCCUUUAUCCUUACUGCUCAACCUGCGACGAAAGAGAAGGAUUCCAUGGAACUUCCAACACAUGAUGAUGUUUUCAGGCUUGCGUGGUGCCAUUGCAUUUGCCCUGGCAAUCCGAGACACCGACUCCAAACCCAAGCAGAUGAUGUUCACCACCACCCUGAUGAUCGUGUUCUUCACCGUCUGGGUGUUCGGCGGGGGAACCACUCAAAUGUUGACAUGGCUUCGCAUCAGAGUCGGUGUGAACCCAGAUGAUGACCUCAACCAAGAAAGUAUACGUGUGAGUGCUGAAGGCAGGCAAGAGGUGAACACUACAGAGGCAGAAAGUGCCUGGAUGUUCCGGAUCUGGUACAACUUUGAUCACAAGUACUUAAAGCCAGUUCUGACACAUGCUGGUCCACCGCUCACAACAACACUGCCAACCUGGUGUGGUCCUAUCGCUAAGCUGCUAACCAGUCCCAAAGCACAUCAGGACCAUCGGAACGAGGAUGACACUGAUUGCAUCAUCAAUAAUGACGAGCUGACAAUGUACUAUGAAGACAAAGCAGCGUCUGCCUCCUGCUAUGAAGAGGAACCAGGAAAGGGCAUUCCUGAACAUCAGCAAAUAGCAGACAAGGACAAUUUCUGUGAAGGACCGAGUCAGCCAACAUUGGAUCUCACCUCAAGUCAGACUCCGAGUGUCCCUCCCUCUUAAACUGAACAUCGUUUUAUUGACGUAUCUGGGGGAAUGAAUUGGAAAGGAAGAUUGAAUUUGCUCCGAUCUGCUUAUAACAAUUGAACUAAUCAUGGUUCUUAAACUCCUGAUUGCUGAAUUUCCUGUGUGACAGGCACUAGUCUGCAUAUGAAGGUCAGGGCAAGCACCAUUAUUAACUUGACCAAUACUUAGAUGGUGAGUUUAUGAAUACUUCAUGACUGAGAGCUCGAUGGCAUUAUUACAAAGUGUGAUUUAUUUGAAGAAUCCUACAUUUACAUUCCAGCCUGGUUUAAGUUAUGACACUGACUUGUGAAUUACUUCCAAUGUUGAUGUCAUUUUAAGCUUUGCUCUAUACUGUCUCUCGUGUAAGAUCGCCCUUGCUUGGGCCCCUGUAUAUUCAUGCAGAAGUAAUGCUCAUGCCGACUGCACUGUUAAUGCUCAAGGAGAAUCUUUACAUUAUUGUAGAAACUUUUGAAAGUUAAUAAUUAUAAAUGUAAUAGUACUUUUCUGUAUUUUUUUUAUAAAUUACUCUGAGUGUUAGAACCUGAAGGUUUCAAAUUCUUUUCCAAUGUUAUCAUUACUUUUGCUCUCUUCUUGAGGUGUCCUGGGUUGGAGAAUAUGGUGAAGACUAAACUUCAUGUAGACACUGAGCAAGGUUGACGCAUUGAAUUAGCCUACCCUGAAGCUUCAGUGAAUGAGGGCACAGUAGGGGUGCAGUAUUAAAUGAUUCUGACCAAAUGAUCCAAAGAAGCGUCCUUAGCAACAAUUAACUUCAAUGCACAUGGGCCAGGAAGGGGAAUAAAAUCCAGUCGGUUCUGUCCGCCCUUCUGAAUGGUGCCCAAUGCAGCUGCUGGAAAGUGGACAUGUAAGAGUAUAAGGUCAGGACUGAGUCUCUGCUCUGAUGCUGCUUAUCAACACAGCUGGCACAUGAAGAUGAGGCACACAAAGACUUUCCAUACCCACUGACCUGUACCCUAGCAGGAAUGGGUGACAGAUGAAGACAGUUAAUUUGACAAGGCAGGAAAGGGGGGAAAUGAGUCUCUAAACCCACUGCCUCCAUUGUUGAAGAGGGAGAGAGAGAGAGAACAUUUUAGCAAUAAUGUUUAAAGACUCGAGAUAAGAUUUUGAUCAGUGGAUCUUAAAGGCACCUCCCACAAUAGCUGUUUGAGGCAAAAUCAAUUGAAAUUUUAAUAAGUGUGAUGGAUAGACUUUUGUUAGGAAAAGACAGUAAAGGUUAUUGAACACAGGAACGUAGAUAGGCUUAUGAGGCAGAGUAGCCUUUGUCCAUUUGAACAGCAGAAUUGGCUCGAGUGCUUGAAUGGCUUGCUUACCCUUGAAUGUUCAAUUCAGUCUGAUUGUGAAUGGCAUUUUACAUUAGAAAUUUCAUGACAGAAAUUGUUUCACCACAUUAGAGAAAUACCUCAGGGGGAGGGGAAGAUGAGAAAUGCAUGUUUCUACAUGUGGUUGAACUUAGAAAAAGCAAUUUUACUGUGAAUAUCUCGUUGAAUUAUUAGUGUGAAAUAGCUGCUUAGCUUUUCAAUAUAGAUUAUAUUUUAGCUAAUCUAAUGAUAUGCAUAUUUUGAGCAACAAGCAAAUGCUCAGUCCUCAUCAUUUUGACUUCUCAUUCUUAAAAUGCAUCCAUUUUGUAUUCUAAACCAUUUUAUAUGCUGUGAAGGAACCUUAAGGGAAACAAUGGAUAGCUUUUGUCUGCAGUUGGAAAGCUCUUGCUCCAGAGUUUAAAGUUUUCUGGAACUUUGUGCCUUACAUUAUCAAAUCCAAUGUAUCCUAGGGAAAUGCCGGCCUUUUGAUGUGAUCAAGAUCUUGGUAUAUAAAAACAUCACCAUGGCAACUAAACAUUCAUUGUUUCAUGUCUUUCUGCUGAGUUUUUAAAUUGGUGCAGUUGAUACUUUUAGACAGACCAUUUCACUCAUGUAUACCAGUGUAAUCUCUUUUAUGGAUCUGAUGAUUUUUCAAAAGCCAGUGCUUAAGCUUAAGAGCAAAGAAAAGUAAGCAGUUGAAUGUUUCUUUGAUCUGCAGAUAAACGGGAUAAAAUUAACCAGUUUUUGUUCUAUAUAUGUGAAACACAAAUAUAACAUGUGUCCUUAUCAUCUGUGCUUCAUCAGAUACACCAGAAAGAACUCAAAACCUCCAACAAUUGAGAUAAUUGAAUUUACUGAGUUCUGAUCUGGUUUGUAGGGUGGAAUGCAAUAUAUUGUCUGGAGGCUUCAAGAUAGAGAUAACAAAAGAACAGAAAUCUCAAAAAUGUUCAUGUAUUUCAAGAACAGAAUGGACGGAAUUAGGAAGUGUUUACUUGCAGAGCUAUAUAUAAAUCUUUAAAAAUCUGAUUUUGUAUAAGAUAGGAAGUUUCAAGUGAGAAGUAGUUAUUGCAUAGUCUAGGGAGUUUUGUAAAAGUUAUUUCAUGCUGUAUGCUUGGCUUUGCAGGAAGUAAUUUCAUUUCCUGUGCAUUGCUCAUUUGUGAUGACAGCUUUAUCACAAAAAUACAAUUAGAACAUUAAAGCUCCCAAAAUGUGCAGGGAAGGUGUUGGCACAAACGUGAAGUGCAACUUGUUGAUCUUGACCCAUGUUACCGCCUCCUACACCCCUACUGAGUAUGUUGAAGAAAAGAAAGUGAUGUAAAUAUAAAAAAUGCUAGAAUUGCACAAUAGAAUUAGGUGUAGAAAUGACAUUGUGCAGCACAGCAGUUCAUUGCUGUCGGUGAUGACACGUUACCAAAAGCCCUGUCGCUGAAUGUGACUGAGUACUUGGUUCACUCCACUGGGGGCACACCAGCAGGUUUUUAUUCCAGGCCCUCGAAUUCAGCAUGGAAUGGCCUAAUUUUAUGGUAUACCAUAAGAUGGUUCAGUGAUUCCUUCGUACAUAUGACAAGCAAAGGCACGGUGCUAGACUUGCACAAGAAAGCAUGCGGGCCUUCUGUACGGUUAAAUGGGAACCAACUUGGUCCACUGCCAAGGGGGCCAGGGUAUUUUUUUGUUUCAAAGUCAAGUUUAUUGUCAUAUGCACAAGUUCAUGUAUGCACAGGUGCUAUGAAAACCUUGCUUGCAGCAGUAGCAGUAGCCUCACAGGCACAUUAGUUUUCAAGUUGUUCCCCCUUUAAAUGUUCCUCUUAGUGCUAGCUCCCUCCCUGUGACUAGUGGUGUGCCUCUGGUUGGUGCUGGGCCCAUUGUUGUUUGUCAGCUACAUCAAUGAUUUGAAUAAGAAUGUACAAGGCAUGGUUAGUAAGAUGCAGAUAACACUGAAAUAGGUGGUGUUGUAGACAGUGAAGAAGGUCGCCAAGAAUUAUAGUGGGAUCUUGAUCAGCUGGGUAACUGGGAUGAGGAAUUCCACAUCUGUCAGUGAUAAAUCUGAUUUGGAUUCAGUUCAGAAUGGCAAAUGGAGUUUAAUUCAGAUAAGUGUGCAGUGUUGCAGUUUGGAAAGUCAAAUCCAGGUAGGGCUUUCACAGUGAACGGUAGGGCACUGGGCAGUGUUGUAGAACAGAGGGACUUUGUCAUUCAGGUACAUGGUUCUCUGAAAGUGGCAUCACAGGUAGACGGUGGUGAAAAUGGCUUUUGGCAAGCUAGCUUUCAUCAGUCAGGGCAAUGAGUAGAGAGGUUGUGAGGUUAUGUUGCAGUUGUGUAGGAGGCUGGUGAGGCUGCACUUGGACUAUUGCGUUCAUUUUUGAUCACCCUGCUAUAGGAAAGAUGUUAUUAAACCGGAAAGAGUGCAGAAAAGAUGUACAAGGAUGUUGGCAGGACUUGAGGGACUUGGUUAUAGGGAAAGGUUGGACAGGCUAGGACUCUUCCUUCGAGCGUAGGAGACAGAGGUGAUCUUAUUGAGAUCUAUAAAAUCAUGAGGGGCAUAGAUAGGCUGAAUGCAUUCAGUCUUUUUCCCAGGGUUGAGGAAUCGAGAACUAGAGAGUUCUGAUGAAGGGUCUUGACCCGAAACAUCGACUGUCCAUUUCCCUCCAUAGAUGCUGCCUGACCUGCUGAAUUCCUCCAGCAUUUUGUGUGUUGCUGCAGAUUUCCAGCGUCUGCAGUCUCUUGUGUAUCUAGAGAGAAUAGGUUUAAGGUGAGAGGGGAAAGAUUUUAAUAGGAACUUAAGAGACAACUUUUUUUUUUACACAGUGGGUGUAUAGAAUGAGCUGCCAAAGGAAAUGGUUAAGACAGAUACAUUAACAACAUUUAAAAGGCACUUACGGGUACGUGGAUAGGAAAGCUUUGGAGGGAUAUGGGCCAAAUGCAGGCAAAUGGGACUAGUGUAGCGGUUGCUACCGUGGAAUAAAACAAGACUCUACUCGGAGGAUUGCCAAACAGAACUGGUUUAUUUUCCCGCCUUGCGCGGGCCCUUUAAGGGAGAAUGUUCCCGCCCAAAACAACCAGUAAUGACGUAAGUCCUACGUCAUCAGGACUUUCCCGCGCGCGGGUUCUCCCCGUCGCUCGGAAAGACGAGGCCCGCCGCCAUCUUGGGCCUCGUCGCUCCGACGCUGCGCGACCCGACUGUCGAGCCGGUUCGCCCGACUAGACGGUGAGUCACCACACUAGCUAAGAUGGGCAUCUUGGUUGGGAUGGACCAAUUAGGCUGAAGGGCCUGUUUCCAUGCUGUAUGACUCUGUCACCAGUGCCACUGAUGUCCUCGGGCUCCCUAAUGAACAAAUUGCUGAGAAGGGGUAGAGAAAGCACAGGAGCUUCUUCUUGCUUGGUACUUCUGUGACUCUCCAGGAUUAUUUACUGUCAAGGACCAAAGUAAGAGUGGAAUCUGCCCCUGGCUUGCUCCCAGCAAUGGACUUCGGCAUAAUGUUUUACCCUUAAUAAUCAUUGCUCAUCCAUCAAAGAAAGUAAAGCAAAGGUUAGAGUUAGCAGACUACUAGCUUCCCGACAAGCUUCUCCAUAGGCUGACUUUAAACAAAAUUAUCAGUCACGUAUUUUGUACACUGAGAGUAGAGUGGGCCUGUGCUUAUGUAACAUCAUGAAUGCAAAGGCCAGUUGAAAUAAAUGGCAAAUAAUUUCAUCUUAAUGGGUGGACGUUUUACUACCAAUACCAAUAAUCCCCUGACACAAGAGAUUCUGCAGAUGCUGGAAUCUGGGAAACGUCAACUGUUUAUCUCCCUCCAUAGAUGCUGCCUGACCUGCUGGGUUCCUCCAGCAUUUUGUGUGUGUUGCUCCAAUAAUCCCCUUAUUGUUAAGAGCUGAACUAUUAACAUGGCCAACCAUACCACAGGCAACAUUGGGCUGGGUCCAAUUAUCUCUUCAAUGGAUGAGACAACAGCUCUUUCAAUUCAUCUUUGUAAAUAUUAAUUUAUUGCAAUUUACCCAGAUUAUUUUAGUCAUUAAGAAAACUCCAGUGUACUGAGAAACCGUUUAGUGAACUGCAGCAGAAAAUUCUGCUUUGCCUAUUAAUAUGUCAGUGACCAGUGCUGGGUCCACUGUUGCUUGGCAUCUACAGGAACAAUUUUGAUGAUUGUUGUUAACAUGGUUAGUAUGUUUGUGGAUGACACCAAAACUGUUGGUGUAGUGGAUAGUGAAGAAGGUUAUCCAAGAUUACAACAGGAUCUAGAUGAAAUGGGGAAAUGGGCCAAGGAACGGCUAAUGGAAUUUAACUCAGACAAGUGUGAGGUGUUGUGUUUUGGUCAUUUAAACCAGGGCAUAACUUGCACAGUAAAUGGUAGGGUCCUGGAGAGUUUUUAGAACCGAGAGACCUAGGGGUACAUGUACAUAGUUCCCUGAAAAUGCCACAGACAGGCUGGUGAAGGUGGCAUUUGGCACACUUGCCUUCAUCAGUCAAGGCAUUGAGUACCAGAGUCAGAAUGUCAUGUUACAACUGUACAAGUCGAUGGUGAGACCGCACUUGGAGCAUUGUGUGCCGUUCUGGUCACCCAGCUAGAGGAAGGAUGUCAUUAAACUGGAAAAGGUUCAGAAAAGAUUUGCAAGGACGUUACUAUGACUUGAGGGACUGAGUUGUAGGGAAAGGUUGGACAGACUAGAACUUUUCCUUGGAGUGUAGGAACUGAGAGGUGAUCUUGUAGAGGUGUAUAAAAUCACGAGAGGCAUAGAUGAGGUGGAUGGUUGCAGUCUUUUUUCCCAGAAUUGGGAAGUCUAAAACUCGAGGGCAUAGGUUUAAGGGGCCUGAGGGGCAACUUUUUCACGCAAAGGAUGGUUGAUAUAUGGAAUGAGCUGCCAGAGGAAGCUGUAGAGGCAGGGGCAAUUACAAUGUUUAAAAGACAUUUGGACAGGUGCAUGGAUAGAAAAGGCCUCAAGGGAUGUGGGUCAAACGCAGGCAAAUGGGAGUACCUCAGAUAGACAUCUUGGGCCAAAGGAUCAUACAGAAUGUUUCCAUUCUGUAUGACUCUAGCCAUUAAAAUCCUAUUAAAACAUGGAUCUCUUCUAUGUGGGUAUUGGCUAAGUUGGGGAUCUGAAAGUAGAAUAGUUUGUGAUUUGAAAGUAGCUUUAAUGAUAUGUAAUACUGGUAGGAGUAUUGAUUGAAUUUGUAGAAAGUAUAACACAACCUCGAUAAAGCUAUUUGAUUAAGGCACCCUAGUCAUCUGCCUUAUAAGCCACAAUGUUAAAUUCCUGUAAAGGACGUGAUUUGGAAAGGCCCAGUUCCUACAGAUUUUGGUCACCACAAAGGGCCUUAGUGUUACAAGACAAAUAAUAGUGGGUUGAAGUGCUCCUAAGUCAGAUAAGCCAAAUUCUAAUGAUGAUAAUGGAACACUGUUGUAAAAAUAUAGAAGUGAGAUGGGUGGAGGAUAUUUAUGAAGGAAUGUCUGCCCAAAAGACUUUUG
Messenger RNA from Pristis pectinata (smalltooth sawfish), 9043 nucleotides. Its product is annotated as sodium/hydrogen exchanger 9-like. Lineage: Eukaryota; Metazoa; Chordata; Chondrichthyes; Rhinopristiformes; Pristidae. The transcript has 16 exons. The record is from RefSeq and is a predicted model, not a curated record. The coding region runs from base 334 to 2268 and encodes 644 amino acids. Gene Ontology annotation, biological process: proton transmembrane transport; regulation of pH; sodium ion transport. Gene Ontology annotation, molecular function: sodium:proton antiporter activity. Gene Ontology annotation, cellular component: recycling endosome; membrane.